UCUUCACCCUCAAGAUAACAUCAACGUUCCGCCAUGUUUUAAUUCUACUGAACUGGUCUUCUUCUACUGCUGCUCUUGCUCCCGCUGCUCCCAGGUCGAGCAUUGCUGUACUUUUCUGUGAACCUCGGGCUUCUUUGUGGCUUGCUCGGUGAUCCUAGAUCAGUGUUUGUACGUAUGCGUGUGUACUUUGUGUCAUCUCGCUGAAGUCAGCGACCUCGCGAUAACUCCGCCUCUCCUGCUGAGAAUCAAAGCAGCUCUCGUGAACUGGAUGCUGCUUCUACUGACAGACAGGCAGCGCGCUCUCUGCGGUCAUCAUGCGAAGGUUAUCCACGAUCCGUGUCAGCGAUCCGGGGGAGAAGAGGAAGAAGCUCCGGUGGAGCUGCUCAGUAUGUGACAAGAGAACCGUCUAAGAGAGGAGAGGAAAUAAUCCUUCCGCCAAGUCUCAUUUUUACUCGGCUACAGCAGGUGUCGAUGGACACGCAAGUUUGUGAACCGCAACGACAGCAGCAACAGAAUGUGAGCUUGCUCCUCUCGGCGGUAAAGUGGCUUCAUGAGUGUCCAAAGUAACAGUGGAAGUGGUGGUGGAAGUUUGGAGGCGACGCCAUCUUGGUCGCAGCUCUCCUCGUCCCCGACCAUUUCUCAACAACAAAUAACGGCGACCGCCAAGAGCAAGGAAGGCCCCAUGGAUGAGUUGCACAGCCUGGACCCCAGGAGACAGGAGCUCCUGGAGGCCAGGUUUACAGGAGCUGUCAGUGGCAACACAGGAGGCAGCACUGGGAGCACCAGUGGAGGAGCUAAGGGCCUGGCCAAUGAGUCCUCUAAUCACAGCUACGGCAGCCUCGGUUCAUCCAGUGACAAGGAGUCGGAGAACUCUGAUUUAAAAAGAGGGAGCUCCCCUGCCUAUUCAACUCCGGAGAAGAAGCAUUCUGAGUCUUCCAGGGGGAGGAAGAGAAAAGCCGACACCUAUUCAGAGAGCAGUCAAGGGAAGACGUCCACGCGCGGCCCUAAGAUCAGUGACUACUUUGACUAUCAGGGUGGAAACGGUUCCAGUCCGGUCAGAGCGCUUCCAUCGGCACGCCGCUCCCCGCAGAAUUCGCACUCUGCGCCGGGCCUAAUUAUCCGGCAGAAUAGCUCUUCUCCAACAAGUCUUUGUUUUGGAGAGCACAAUCUCAAAGCAUCCUCCAGCAAGUUUGUCCAGACGGCGUUAACUGGGUUGAAACUGGCUGCUUUGGAAAGCAACAAGAGUCUGGACCUGGAGAAGAAGGAAGGCCGAAUAGACGAUUUGCUCAGGGCUAACUGUGACCUUCGCAGACAGAUCGACGAACAGCAAAAAUUGUUGGAGAAGUACAAGGAGAGGCUCAACAAAUGCAUCACAAUGAGCAAGAAACUGCUUAUAGAAAAGAGUACUCAGGAGAAACAGUCGUGUAGAGAAAAGAGCAUGCAAGACAGACUCCGCCUCGGCCACUUCACCACCGUCAGACACGGAGCGUCUUACACAGAACAGUGGACUGAUGGAUAUGCAUUCCAGAACCUAAUCAAACAACAGGAGGGUAUAAACCAGCAGAGAGAAGACAUCGAGAGACAGAGAAAGCUGCUGGCCAAAAGGAAACCUCCGAACCCGGCGUCUCCCUCCGUUUCCUUAGCCUCGGCUUCUGAACCUAAGCAGCGCAAAACUAAAGUGGUCAACGGAAACGAUUCGGACCCUUUCCUCAAACCUUCACUGCCUCAAUUGCUGACGCUCGCUGAAUACCAUGAGCAGGAAGAAAUCUUUAGGCUCCGCCUUGGGCACCUGACUAAGGAGGAAGCUGAGAUCCAGGCCGAGCUGGAGCGAUUGGAACGCGUGAGGAACCUUCACAUCCGAGAGCUGAAGAGGAUCAAUAACGAGGACAGCUCAUCGUUUAAAGACCAUCCUACGCUGAACGAGAGGUACCUGCUGCUGCACUUGCUGGGCAGGGGCGGCUUCAGUGAAGUCUACAAGGCUUUUGACCUGUUUGAACAGCGGUAUGCGGCAGUUAAAAUCCAUCAGCUCAACAAGAACUGGAGGGAGGAGAAAAAGGAGAACUAUCACAAGCACGCCUGCAGGGAGUACCGGAUACACAAGCAGCUGGACCAUCCCAGAAUAGUCAAACUGUACGACUACUUCUCUCUUGACACUGACACGUUCUGUACCGUGCUGGAGUUCUGCGAAGGGAAUGACCUGGACUUCUACCUGAAACAGAACAAGCUGAUGUCAGAGAAGGAGGCUCGCUCCAUUGUCAUGCAGAUCGUCAGCGCGCUGCGCUACCUCAAUGAAAUCAAACCCCCCAUCAUUCACUAUGACCUCAAACCCGGAAACAUCUUGUUGGUGGAUGGUACUGCAUGCGGAGAGAUCAAAAUCACAGACUUUGGCCUCUCAAAGAUCAUGGAUGAUGAUAACUAUGGUGUAGAUGGGAUGGACCUAACAUCACAGGGCGCUGGCACCUACUGGUAUCUUCCUCCAGAAUGUUUUGUGGUGGGGAAGGAGCCACCCAAGAUUUCCAACAAGGUGGACGUCUGGUCUGUGGGAGUGAUCUUCUUCCAGUGUCUCUAUGGACGCAAGCCAUUUGGUCACAACCAGUCUCAGCAAGAUAUUCUGCAGGAGAACACCAUCCUCAAAGCCACUGAGGUCCAGUUUCCUGCUAAACCACAGGCCAGCACAGAGGCCAAGGCAUUUAUCCGCCGAUGUCUCGCCUACCGCAAGGAAGACAGGUUUGACGUCCAUCAGCUUUGUUCGGACACCUAUCUACUCCCUCACAUGAGGCGUUCUAACUCCUCCGGGGCGCUGCAGCCUGCCACCUCGUCUGUCCCCUCCUACUGACCGGAUUUCCAAUAUGACCACCAGGACCCUCUGACCAGAUCUGUGGCGGGAUUAUUGGAAGCAACGAUAACAAAACGUGGAUCUUCAUUUUUUUUUUUUUAAAUGGAUAAAUAUGCAAAAGGGAAGUAAGAAAAAAAAAAAAAUCAAAACAGACGAUUGAGAAUUGAGAGGAAACGCAGAGCUGCUGUGUUGCCGUUUUCUUGAACUCCUGCGGAAAGACGACAAGGGAACGAUAAAACAAUGGAGUACAGACGGACUGAAAGAAGAGAGAGAGAGAGAGAGGUUUCCUGGAAGUUUGGGGAGCAGGAAAACAAAAUUAAAAACUUUGAACGGAGACUUUUACUAAUUGAUCCUCCCUGGAGACCUUUUGGACAACAACUGUAGACGCUCCCUAUUUUUCCCGCCCAUCUAUUCCCAUCUCCGCAUUUGACGUCGGGAGAAAGAUGUCAUAUACGGCGCGCAGUCAUAGCUUCUGGAGUUGAUGUCCAGAAGACAUCGGAUGACAGAUGCCUGCGUGUUCGCGAAGUCCGCUUCCUGUUUUGACACUGCGGGUUAACUAGAAUAAAGAAUAAAGUUAUAGCUACGUGUCGAGAAAUUUCUGUUUAUAGCCACGGAAGCACAGAAGUGGUGAUUAACUGGGGGGGGGAUAAAACCAUGAUGUGAUUUUUAUAAGAAAAUAAUGGACACAAUUUGCAUUACCUGAUCCGGAUCGUGACGAUCCGGACUUGCAGACUAGACGAGUACUGAAGACUGUUAACGCGAACUUGUGCUUCGUCUCCUCCUCCGUUCGUACGUCAUAAAUCAUUUAGAACUAUUUAAAUUGCGAUGCUGAAAUGGAAGGUUCGGUAUUUCUGCUGCAUAGUACCAGGAACUUCAGAACUAACAAGUAUUUUGUCUGUUUCCGCCAUGAUGGAGAGCUCUUUCGAAGAUGGUUCGUUUUGAUAUGUGGGCCGCUUUUGGACUGGCCAAAAAUCAGGUCCGUCUCAGUCGGUGAUUCCCAACCAAUCACAGUGUACAGUGGGACGUUAUUGAAAGAAAGCUACUAUUUAUUUACCGCAACUAUAUUUGUUGGGUUUUUCUUACGUGACAGCGCUAGCCGGAACACUUUGAUAUCUUCCGUAGCGCCGUCGAAGAUGCAUGCGUCUUUCUUUAAUCCUGCCGGCGUGAAAGCGUAGUGUUCAAAUGACCGGGCCCGAGUUCAACACUGAGUAAUUUGGUUGGAGGUUCACGUUUGUGUACAGUACACGGAGUAAGACGCCCCUUUUUCCCCGCAGCUUAGACUUUGUAAAGCGUGCUUUAUUUCUUCAGGUUUUUUCACGACGAAUAAAUUGCCUAUUGCCCAUUUCGUCAUGACCUUUGGGCCGUCUUCCUCACUGUUGGACAUGUUUUCCCGGUGAACUGAACCUGAGUAUAGUAUAGUCUCUACUUCCUGGUACUAUUACAUGCAGUGCAACUAUAAAUGUAUUUAUCGUAUCACCCAAGCAAUUGAUCUGUAGUACUGGUCAUCUGUUAAUCCAUUAAGUCGAGGAUUGCCAAAUUUUUUUUUUUUUUACAUUGAAUGUGAAGGAGAGUCGUCAUAAUAACCCUUUCAUGCAUGACGGUCACUACAGUGGACAGCUAUUAAAAAUGUCAUUUUCUGCGAUAAGAAUAGGUUUUGAUGGCAGUGUUGCAUAUACGCCUCUACAGUGGACGCCUGAGAAUCCGCUGUAAUCCAAAUGACAUUUUAAUAGCUGUCCACCGUAGUGACCGUCAUGCAUGAAAGGGAUGAUAUAGUCAUGGUCAGCGUUAGAACUGCUUCCCAUCGUCUCGUGUUUUCUGUUCCCAUCUGAAAACCGUGGUGGCUUUUUUUUUUUUUUUUUUUUUUUUAGUUCCAGAGGUUCUCAUCUAUCUGCAGCUAGAGCUGGUUUUGGAAAGAAGCAUUAUCCACUCCAGGAGCUCCUCCAUAAAAACGGGCGCCGGCUGUGUCCGCCGUUAGAGGAUGCGGUAGCUGAUUCUACUAGUAGCGUCGGAACUCUGUUAGUUUUCUUCGAUGUUUCGAGUCCGACGGACGUUACUGUUUUGCGGAGCUGUUCGUGGAAGCUCAAGCCUCGUGUGCUGUGUGGUGACGGAUGUCGGGGGGAACGCUUGUUGAGAAGUUGAAAAUCCCCGUUUUCCUGGUCGUUACUGCAGCUGUUCCUGCAGCUACGAAUCGAGUGGAUAUAUCCAAAUGUUGUCUUGUAAAUAAAGAAACUUACUUGAUGGC
This is a messenger RNA of Cynoglossus semilaevis (tongue sole), 5078 nucleotides long. Its product is annotated as serine/threonine-protein kinase tousled-like 1-B. NCBI's taxonomy places the organism in Eukaryota, Metazoa, Chordata, Actinopteri, Pleuronectiformes, Cynoglossidae. Gene Ontology annotation, biological process: intracellular signal transduction; chromosome segregation; peptidyl-serine phosphorylation. The transcript has 22 exons. Gene Ontology annotation, molecular function: ATP binding; protein serine/threonine kinase activity. The coding region runs from base 551 to 2836 and encodes 761 amino acids. The record is from RefSeq and is a predicted model, not a curated record. Gene Ontology annotation, cellular component: nucleus.